This is a messenger RNA of Owenia fusiformis, 1866 nucleotides long. The record is from the annotation of a GenBank genome assembly. NCBI's taxonomy places the organism in Eukaryota, Metazoa, Annelida, Polychaeta, Sabellida, Oweniidae.
CAAACGAUCUAGACGUAUUUUGUAAGAACAUGGAAUACGACAUUCGUUAGAAUGGAGCAAAAAGACCUGAUUGAUAGAAAAAAUGAAGUUUUGGAGAAAUUGCGAGCUGCGAUGACACACAAAACAUUUAAAUAAAACGAUUACAAAUUGAGUUGACACACAAACCAUUCGAGGAGUAACAAGAGGUUGGGGAGAGAAGACAAGAUACCCGAACAAUUCAAAUGCAAACAUUAUUCUUGAGAAGAUGAAAUAAGCGGAUGCAGCAUUUGAAUAAAUGAAAAAACUAUCUAAUUAGAUUUAAACCAUUUUUGUGACAAAAUGAGGUAUUGAGUGGAGCGUGACACUAGAAUUAGUGUAAAAACAAGAAAAUAAAGUCGAGGAAUACAUACUUUAAGGUAAAACUGCAAAAUAAGUAGACGUAUGUACAAUAACAUUAGAAAAACAAUAAAAUGAGUCAAUGUAAUCUCAGGGAACAUUAUGAGAAAUUAAGUGAGGGUACAAAGUAUUUGAAUUGAGUAGAAAACGGCUAUCACAUCAAAGAGAAAGUAGAACUUGAGUGAACAAUUGAGAAGUCUAGAAACAAAGCCUUUGAGUGGAUUGAGUGGACACACACCGUUAAGUUUGACCAGAAGCAAAGAACAUUUGAGGAAUCGAGAGCGAUGUAUUUAUUAUGUUUCACCUUCAGUUUUUUAAUCAUAAUAGUCCCUAUCAAAUCGAUGCAAUUAUACUCAUCACCUGUAUUGGAGGUAGUAGAUUCAGUGGUACCAAAUACAUAUUACCUUAACCACGGAAUGAAAAUACAAGGUGGAGUGCCUACUUCCUUUCCCAUUGAGAGCCUUGACCACUGUCUGCUCCUAUGUCUGACUCGAGGAGAUGCAUGUAUGGGAAUAAGUUAUAGCAGAGAUGAGUGCUUACUACAAGAACACUGCGGACUGGGGGAAGAAAGACAGGGAUGGAUAACCGUCUUCAUCUCAACGGGCUUCAUGAAAGAUCUGAAACUGACUAAUGUGGCGGUGGGCAAGAAGUCUUAUCAGCAAAAUACACUCCAAAAAUUCCAAAUCAAGUCGGACCCUGAAAAUGCAAAUGAUGGCCAUUUUCAAGGUAUCCACAAACGAGGUGUUCCCCACCCAUGCGCCCACUCUGAGCCAAUGUCAAAUGAACCAUGGUGGGUUGUAGACAUGGGAACCACAUACCGUGUGUCUGGUGUCAGAGUAUGGAAUCGCCAAGAUUGUUGUGGUGAGAUGUUGACAGACUACUCAAUAGAAGUGUCACCCACGUUUACCAGAGAUGCACCAAUGGGGUUAUGGGAACGAUGUACCUCCUUCACCAGAACACCUCAAGGGAGAUCAGAAACUCUCUGCUGCGAGAACAUCGUGCUUGGUCGCUACUUAAAGCUGCAAAUGGCCGGAUCUGGAAAAACACUGACAUUGUGCGAGAUAGAAGUAUUUGGGGAGCUCACUGCUAAGGAUGACUGUGCAUGUCAUGUUUUGGCAAUGGGAACACUUCCAUUUAAAAUAUGACAAUAUUUGCAAAAUAGAGCACAAAUAUUACACCCUUGAACAUUCAUCAAUCAAUAGCAUCCAUAUUAUAGUUCAACUACAUGUAGUAGCAUUUACAUGAAAACUUAUAUUUUACCGGACCGUUUUACAAGUGUAAACUAACAAUAAAGAGCAAAUACUACCUAUUUUGUGCAUAUCUCACUAGAUUAUCGAUAAAACAUAUUAAACAGGGUGGAUUUCCCAGGAAAACAAAUGACAAAACUUGCCAUCGGCAAGUGACCUUGACCCUGUGAACCCAAAGUUAAAGUUGAAAUAUUUGAAAAUUUCCACCACUUGUCCUACAAAUCACUGAAAUAUGACAGUUUAG